Molecule: messenger RNA, 1575 nt
Organism: Drosophila subobscura
Lineage: Eukaryota; Metazoa; Arthropoda; Insecta; Diptera; Drosophilidae
Product: importin-4-like
Exons: 3
Coding region: 1-1575 (524 amino acids)
Biological process (GO): protein import into nucleus
Cellular component (GO): cytoplasm; nucleus
Molecular function (GO): nuclear import signal receptor activity
Source: RefSeq, a predicted model, not a curated record
AUGGACGCUCUGAAGCAGUAUCUGGUGUAUGAGUGCUCAGAGUCGCUGAAUCCGCUACGCAUUCAGGCCAUCGAUACACUGUCCUCGAUCUCCCGCACGGUGGGCAAGGAGAAUUUCAUGCAUCUCGCCCAGGAUACAACGCAGUUUACGCUGACCAUGCUGGAGCAGGGUCCCGAUGAUCCGGAUAUGAGGCGUGCCAUCUAUAGUCUGAUUGGAGGGCUAGCUAUUGUGGUGACUGAGAAUAUGGCCACUGUGCUUCCGAAGAUCAUGGAACGGAUUCUACAGACGGUGGCCACGACAGAGCAGGACUGCAGGACUGAAAACGAACAGGAUGGUGAUGUUGAGGAUGAUGAUAAAGAUGACUCUGACGAUUAUGAGCUGCAGGUUCAAAAUGACUAUCUCUUUGAGAAGGCAGAGGCCAUAUUAACCUUGAAGGAAUUCGCUGUCAAUUCGUAUAAAUCCUUCUCGCCCUACCUCACAAGGGCACUCGAAGCAGUCUACAAGAACAUUGAUCAUGGACAGGAGGUCAUUCGCAAGGCAUCCGUCGAUGCGCUCUGCGCCUUUGUGAUUGCCCUCGAUAAUGUGCUGGACACAGAAGGCGUUUUGCGAGCCUGCGCCAUUCUCAUGCCAAAGUUUUCCAAACUCAUUCAGACUGACAAGGAACCGUGUGUGGUUCGUAAUUUACUUUGUGAGCUUGAUGAUCUCAUCCGAGCCGUUAAGUCGGCGGCCUUUGCUACGCCUGAACAGGCAGAGAUUGUUGUUGGUGCCAUUGCAGGUGUGCUACAGAAUAAUACGGCCUGUCAGGACAGUGAGCACAGUGGCGAUGGUGACGCUGGUGAGGUGGACAAUGAGGAAAGCGAGUGCAAUGAGGUGCUCGUUGAGAGUGCUUGCAAUUUGGUGGCCACAAUUGGACAAGCUCUCGAUCGGGACACAUUCUCGAUGUGCUUUGGCCGACUGUACCAUUUAUUAUUGGCCAAACUGGGAAUCGCUAAGCGAAAUGAUAAUCCAGGUCGUCGUUCCCUUGUCUACGGCGUCUUGUCCGAAUGCAUUCAACCAUUGGGAAUCCGUGUCAUCACUUAUUUCGAUGCCCUCUGUCCCGUGUUCCUUGAUGGCACCAACGACAGCAAACCAGAGGCGCGCCUGUGUUGCUUCUUCGGCCCUCUCAAUGCGAUCGCCAGCGAGAAGGAUGCCUCAUUACUGGACAAUAUCUGUGGUGCCCUGGCGCGCCUGAUUAUAACCAAUUUUAAUCUGGUGCCUCUGGCUAAUGUACUGCCUGUGUUCAUCUCCGUUCUGCCCAUUCGCACUGACUUGGUGGAGAAUGCUAUGGUGCUCAAGGCCUUCCGUGUGCUCUACGUGAAUGCGCGUCCCAGUGUUGUCGAUUUCAUUUGCCAAAUGGUUUCCAUCACUCUACAUGUGCUGUUCAAUGGGCAGUUUGACGAUUGCGAGUCCCAUGUCAGUGCCAUCACCUUCAUGUUAGAAAUUCAAAGUGAAUAUCCCAACCAUUUCAACAAUGUGGUCAACUCGUGUACGAGCGCGAAUUUCUUCUUGGAAUUCGUUCAGAGUGUCUUCAGCUAA